UAUGUAAAUGCUCCAUUUUAAUUAUAUUAGGAGGACGGCCCUAUUCUCUGCCCAAUAAAAAUGGACCAGGGCUGACACCUGGUUAUAAACACAGGAAGGAUUCCAAAGUAGUAAUCGCAAAUCGGCAGAAAAAAAGCCAACCGGCAUCUUCAAGAGACGCAAUGACCUCCAGUAAAGUUGAACUGCCAGGAGAGUUGAAGAACGACCCGGCUGCGCUCAUGGCAUCUCUUCAUCUGGUGCCCUCACCGGUACCCAAUCCUGAAAUCAAGUACACUAAGAUUUUUAUUAAUAACGAAUGGCAUGAUUCUGUGAGUGGUAAGGUCUUCAGCACAUACAACCCGGCUACAGGAGAGAAGGUUUGCGAUGUCCAGGAAGCAGAUAAGGCUGAUGUGGACAAAGCCGUGCAGGCUGCACGUUCGGCCUUCUCUCUGGGUUCAGUAUGGAGGAAGAUGGAUGCAUCUGAACGUGGGAGGCUGUUGUUUAAGCUAGCUGACUUGGUGGAAAGAGACAGUGCCUACCUUGCUACCCUGGAGUCUCUGGACACUGGGAAACCUUUCCUGUCCUCCUUCUUUGUGGAUCUUCAGGGAACCAUUAAAACUUUUCGAUAUUUUGCUGGAUGGGCAGAUAAGAUCCAUGGUUCCACGAUUCCGACUGAUGGAGGCUAUUUCACCCUUACCAGACACGAGCCAGUCGGAGUUUGUGGACAGAUCAUUCCUUGGAACUUCCCCCUGGUGAUGACAGCAUGGAAACUGGGGCCAGCACUGAGCUGCGGGAACACUGUUGUCCUGAAACCCGCUGAGCAGACCCCUCUCACCUGCCUUUACAUUGGUGCCCUGAUCAAAGAGGCUGGGUUUCCACCAGGAGUCGUCAAUAUUUUGCCAGGCUAUGGGCCAACCGUGGGAGCCGCGAUCGCUUCGCACAUGGGCAUAGACAAAGUGGCGUUCACAGGAUCGACUGAGGUAGGCAAGCUGAUCCAAGAAGCAGCAGGAAAGAGCAAUCUGAAGAGAGUCACCCUAGAGCUCGGGGGAAAGAGUCCCAACAUCAUUUUUGCAGAUGCUGAUUUUGAGCUGGCAGUCGAACAGGCCCAUCAGGGUGUUUUCUUCAAUAACGGUCAGUGCUGCACUGCUGGUUCCCGUAUCUUUGUGGAGGAGCCCAUUUAUGACGAGUUUGUACGAAGGAGUGUCGAGAGAGCAAGGAGAAAGACAGUGGGAAAUCCCUUCGACCCAACCACUGAGCAGGGACCUCAGAUAAGUGCAGAGCACCAGAGACGUGUACUGGAGCUGAUUCAGAGCGGCAUCACUGAAGGAGCUAAACUGGAGUGUGGCGGCAAAGCUCCUCCUUCUAAAGGCUUCUUUUUGGAGCCCACAGUCUUUUCUGAUGUACAGGACCACAUGCGCAUUGCCAAGGAGGAGAUAUUUGGGCCAGUUCAGCAGAUCAUGAAGUUUAAAACUAUUGAAGAAGUGAUUGAGAGAGCCAACAACACAGAAUAUGGUCUGGCAGCAGCGGUUUUCACCACAGACCUCAACAAGGCCAUGACGGUCUCUGCAGCUCUGCAAGCCGGCACUGUCUGGAUCAACUGUUAUAAUGCACUGAGCUGCCAGUGUCCUUUUGGAGGAUUCAAAAUGUCCGGCAAUGGUCGUGAACUGGGUGAGAUCGGACUGAAAGAGUACACAGAGUUGAAAACCAUUACAAUGAAGAUGUCAGGGAAGAAAUCUUAAAGCACAACUAU
Messenger RNA from Labeo rohita (rohu), 1729 nucleotides. RefSeq names its product aldehyde dehydrogenase 1 family, member A2 (gene aldh1a2). Bases 162 to 1718 code for a protein of 518 amino acids. Gene Ontology annotation, molecular function: aldehyde dehydrogenase (NAD+) activity. The record is from RefSeq and is a predicted model, not a curated record. The transcript is spliced from 13 exons. NCBI's taxonomy places the organism in Eukaryota, Metazoa, Chordata, Actinopteri, Cypriniformes, Cyprinidae.